AUGAGUUCAUAUAUUAUAGCAGGCAGUUCUGAUAAAGUAGAUACAGCUGAAGUAUUCUCUAUUCUUUUAAACUUAAUAGUGUGAGAACAUGGCCAAUCUAAUUAGACAAUAUUAUCCAGAAAUCUCAUUCAAAAUUGUAUUGAAAGAUCUAACUUAAUGGGAAUAAUAUGCUGAUGAGAUAUGUAGAAUAUAUGGAUUUAAAUAAAAAAGUAAUCCCAUCAUAUAUACAAUGGAUGGAUGUCUAAUUGGAGACAGAAAUGUAUUAUUAUGCAAAUCAUUUAGGCAUUUAUUUCAUUAGCAGAGAGUAGAUUUGGUUUCUCUGAUCCAAAAUUAAGAUAAGGACCUAUUACUCCUGAUGUCAAUAAGAAAAUAGCCAAAUAAGAAUUGGAUCUAAAAUUAAAAUUAUAGAGAAACAAGAAAACAUUAGUUGAGAAAAUAGAAUAACAGAUGCUUAUCAUUUAUUCUAAUAAUAUUGUAUAACCAACAGAUGGUGUAUUCAAAUAGUCAUUUAAAAGUGGUGUCAAAGAAAAAUUGAAGACUUGGUAUGAUUCACUAAAUAAUUUAAUACGAACAGAUGUCAAACGUAACUUAUCAACUGAUAGUAUUUACUCAUCUAGUUUUAGAAAUGGAAUGAAGGUGAUUCCUCUAUUUAAUUUUAGUUCCUAUAUAAAUUUGAUGAUAGAUUGAGACCAAUCAAAAAAUUAUAAGAAUCUCAUUAUUUUGAAGAAAAUAAAGAAACCAUAUAAGAAUCUAAUUAUGUUGAUGUUGAAGUCAAAGAAGAUGGUAAAUUAGUAAUCAAACAAAUAUUAUGGUUUAGUGAAACAGCCAGAUUUCUUACUUUAGAAUAAGAAUAAUUAUAAUAAUAAUUAUAAGAAUUGGCAUAAUAGAGAGAGAGGGAAUAAUCUCAUAAGAAUAGUAAUAAUAUAUUAUCAUUAAGGCAUAAUUUCAUCUGAUAUUAGAAGAGACAAUAAUGAAAUAAAUGAUAUAAACUCAUCUCCUAAGGCAACAAUUUAAACUUAACCAAUUGUUGAAUAACCUAAUGAAGAUGGGGAAUAAGAUAUCAUAAAAAAUGAUUAGAUUGAAGAUCUUUAAUAGAUUGAUCAAUAAGUUACUGAUUAAUAAUAAGAAUAAAUUAAUCCAACUAUUGAACAAUAAGAAUUAGAUUAAGUUUAAUCUAUUGGAGAUGGAGGAGCUAUAAUGGAUUUAUAAGAAGAUAUUGAAACUAUCUUAAACAAUAAUUAAGAAAAACCAGACAAAAUUGAUGUGUCAGAAUUAUUUGUUCAUAAGUUUAGAAAUCAAUAUGCAUUAAUUUUACAUCCAUUUCCAUUAAUGGAUGGUUAAAUGUUGUUAUGUAAACCUAUAGAUAAUCAUAUUGAUGAUUAUAGUUGUAUUAAAAGAGGAAGAAUAAAUUCAUACAAGAAAAGUAGUGCAUAAUCAAAUUGUGAAGGAUUAUAUGAGCACUAAUUAGAUAUAUUUAAAUCAAUUACUAUUUAAGAUUGUGAAGUUGUUACCAAAAUUAUUAAUAAAUGUGAUGCUUUAGUUGUUUUGAAUAUUCUUCCAUAAGAUUUAGAAUCAUUUUUACCAUUAUCUAAUGGACAUUAUUCUAUUAUUUUAAGAUAACAUGCAGAAUUAAAUAAAGCUAAUAAGAAAUUGUUUAAAUUCUUAAAUGAAAAGAAAGUAUAAGUUAAUUAUAAANGAUGGUGUAUUCAAAUAGUCAUUUAAAAGUGGUGUCAAAGAAAAAUUGAAGACUUGGUAUGAUUCACUAAAUAAUUUAAUACGAACAGAUGUCAAACGUAACUUAUCAACUGAUAGUAUUUACUCAUCUAGUUUUAGAAAUGGAAUGAAGGUGAUUCUUCUAUUUUAUUUUAGUUCCUAUAUAAAUUUGAUGAUAGAUUGAGACCAAUCAAAAAAUUAUAAGAAUCUCAUUAUUUUGAAGAAAAUAAAGAAACCAUAUAAGAAUCUAAUUAUGUUGAUGUUGAAGUCAAAGAAGAUGGUAAAUUAGUAAUCAAACAAAUAUUAUGGUUUAGUGAAACAGCCAGAUUUCUUACUUUAGAAUAAGAAUAAUUAUAAUAAUAAUUAUAAGAAUUGGCAUAAUAGAAAGAGAGAGAAUAAUCUCAUAAGAAUAGUAAUAAUAUAUUAUUAUUCAGGCAUGAUUUCACCUGAUAUCAGAAGAGACACUAAUGAAUUAAAUGAUACUAAUUCUUCUCCUAAGGCAACCAUUCAAACUUAACCAAUUGCUGAAUAACCAAAUGAAGAAGGUGAACAAGAUGUAAUAAAAAAUGAAUAGAUUGAUGAUCCAUAAUAAACUGAUUAAUAGCAAGAAUAAAUAAAUCCUACUAUAGAAUAAUAAGAAUUAGAUUAAGUUUAAUCUAUUGGAGGUGGAGCUAUACUAGAUUUAUAAGAGGAUAUAGAAACUAUCUUAAAUACUAAUUAAGAGAAGCCUGAUAAAAUUGAUGUAUCAGAAUUGUAUGUUCACAAAUUUAGAAAUCAAUAUGCACUCAUUUUGCAUCCAUUUCCUUUGAUGGAUGGUUAAAUGUUGUUAUGUAAACCUAUAGAUAAUCAUAUUGAUGAUUAUAGUUGUAUUAAAAGAGGAAGAAUAAAUUCAUAUAAGAAAAGUAGUGCAUAAUCAAAUUGUGAAGGAUUAUAUGAUCACUAAUUAGAUAUAUUUAAAUCAAUUACUAUAUAAGAUUGUGAAGUUGUAACCAAAAUUAUUAAUAAAUGUGAUGCUUUAGUUGUUUUGAAUAUACUUCCAUAAGAUUUAGAAUCAUUUUUACCAUUAUCUAAUGGUCAUUAUUCAAUUAUUUUAAGAUAACAUGCAGAAUUAAAUAAAGCUAAUAAGAAACUGUUUAAAUUCUUAAAUGAAAAGAAAGUAUAAGUUAAUUAUAAAUAAUUAAUGCCAAUUGAAGAAUUUAUUCUUGAUCAAAGAAGUUAAUGUUAUGAAGUACAAAGAGAAGUGUUUAAACGUAUAAUUUGUAUAAUUAUAAUGUAGUUAAAUCUUUGGAUAUUCAACAUUACUUUGCAUUCCCUCCAUAGAUUUUAACAGCUGAAUCUGUUAUGGAUAUAAUAUUAAAGAUUUUAUCAAUAAUUUUGGAUUAUGAUCAUAGUAAUCUAAUAUUUUAAUAUUUAGCUGCUGCUCUUAAAAUGGGAUUUAAUUUAUUAAUAAGCAAACACAUAAUAUUUUUAUGUCCAACAUUUUCCAAUUAUGAUAAUAUAGAUGGAUUUAAAUUACAUCUUCAAGCUUUUACAGCUAUGGGCUUUCUAAAUCUACCAACAGGAAGUUCAUCAAUCAAUUUCUUUGAUUUAUUGUAAAAAGCACAAGAAAAAGUAUAAUAAUGA
This is a messenger RNA of Paramecium pentaurelia, 3336 nucleotides long. The record is from the annotation of a GenBank genome assembly. Lineage: Eukaryota; Ciliophora; Oligohymenophorea; Peniculida; Parameciidae.